AAAAUUAGAGAUUUGCCCAUUUCAAAUACACCACCCAAAACCCUGGACCGGGACCGUGCUGUCAACCUCUCUCUUUCGUCUCUUCUCUUUCUUUUCGUCUUUGUGGUUCCAUAGUCGCUUGCUUAAGAAGCCAUGACAAGCACCUCUGCCUCUUCACGCAAGGCUCUAAGCAAGAUCGCCUGCAAUAGGCUUCAGAAAGAACUUGUGGAGUGGCAGGUUAAUCCUCCAACCGGAUUCAAACACAAAGUUACUGAUAAUCUUCAAAGAUGGGUUAUCGAAGUCAAUGGAGCCCCUGGGACUUUGUACGCUAAUGAAACAUAUCAGCUUCAAGUUGAUUUUCCCGAGCAUUACCCUAUGGAAGCACCACAGGUGAUUUUUCUCCAUCCGGCACCCCUGCAUCCUCACAUCUAUAGCAAUGGCCACAUCUGUUUAGAUAUCCUGUAUGAUUCAUGGUCGCCAGCUAUGACUGUUAGUUCAAUCUGUAUAAGCAUUCUCUCUAUGUUAUCGAGUUCUACUGUGAAGCAACGCCCUGCUGAUAAUGAUCGUUAUGUGAAGAACUGUAGGAAUGGGAGAUCUCCGAAGGAGACCAGAUGGUGGUUUCACGAUGAUAAAGUGUAAUUUUAUAUGUAAUGGAUUAAUAAAAUAUUUAAUAUGUAUAAAAAGAAAUGAUGGAGUUUUAAGUACUAAUUAUCAAGAUUGGUGGUUGGUGGAAAAGAGUACUGCCACCAUAAAAGAUUCAGCAA
This is a messenger RNA of Ziziphus jujuba (common jujube), 743 nucleotides long. RefSeq names its product probable ubiquitin-conjugating enzyme E2 16. NCBI's taxonomy places the organism in Eukaryota, Viridiplantae, Streptophyta, Magnoliopsida, Rosales, Rhamnaceae. The record is from RefSeq and is a predicted model, not a curated record. The transcript is spliced from 6 exons. Bases 133 to 618 code for a protein of 161 amino acids.